UGCGGCGAUGAGUUGCGCCCGGCCUCAGCCCGGCGGUGCUCGGAGCGGUGCGGUCGGCGCCGUGCCUCGCUCCGGGGAGCUGCCCCGCUCCGGUUCUCCCGGUUCGGCUGCUCCGGAGCUGCCCGCAGCCCUGGGGACGCGGCCGUGCCUCUGAAGUGGGACGGGGUGGGGAGUGGGAAUGCUGCCCGUCCGCAGCUCCCGCCGUCGGGGCGCGCUCGGGGGGGGUCUAUGCGUCCUUCCAAGUCAGUCCCCCUCCCUGGAUGGUAGCACGGGGCGAUAUCCCCGUGUUGUCGGUGACCCUACGCGUGCAGGGGAGGGGCCGACCCCACGGGCUGUGCUGGGGGGCACAUCCCGACCCCGUCCCGCGUGCCGGACCCCCCUGGCGGGGCUGUGUCUCCUGCUCACGCCCCAAGGAGCGAAGGUCAGCGGCUCGGCCGCAGCGCGACGCUCCCACCCGGCUCCGGCCCGGCUCCCCGCUGCUGCCCGGAGGAACCGGGGCCGAUCCCCACGCAUUGUUUUAUUCGGGGCCUUACGGACAAAUGCUCCUCGAUCCCGAGGGACGGGCGGGAAGCGGCGAACAAUGGCUGCGAGGCGCCGGGCUGGGGGGCUGCCAGCACCCCCGGGGCACCCCAUGGGGCCCUGCUGCACCCCCGCGUCACGAUUCCCGGCUUUGGGGCUGGGCGAGGCCCUGGGGGCAGCUGCUCCUCACGCCAUGGGGACAUCUGGGGACGCCCAUGUGGUCGCAGCCCCCCUCUGCAGCCCCCGGUUCCUACGGGUGUUGAAAAGCCAUUAAGCGGGGACGCGGCACCACGGUCCCCGUCCCCGGGGCCGCUUCCUGCGCAGGAACAGGCGGCUGCCAGCGCCCUGGGCUUGGGACCUCCGGAUCCGGCCUCGCUCCUCCCUCAUCGCUGCGAUGAGCUGCGGGGUCUCAGCCCGGUGCUGCCUGGCUGCUGCUGAGCACCGGGCAGCGAGAUCCGGGGGUGCCCACCCGGGGACAUGGGGUGCUGAAGGAACAGCGUGGCCUCGAUCCGUUCCUUCCUGGGGAGCGGGCGUGGGGCAGGAAGGAACCGGCCGGCACACUCGCUCCCUGCCAACAACAGCAGCUUUUUGGGAGGCAGCCCUGGCCUCCCGCCAGAGCGGGCUCAGCCUCAGGGAUUGCGGCUUGUCAGAGCCGGGCACGGUGUAAGGCCGUCCCACGUCCCCUCCGGUGUCACACAGGGGCAGAGGAUGGGGUGGGAGACGUGCCCAGCCCCGGGGUCUUAGCGUGCUGCACCCACUUGUGGCCAGCCCUGCAGGUGCAGGACGAGAGGCGCAUCCCAGAUUUGGAGGGUUUGUCCCCAGCAUCGGCAUUCCCAGCCCCGUGCGUGGGGCUGACCCUGCCCCUUGCUGCAUGGGGACGGCGCUGACUCGUUUCCCCGUAUGCCAGCACUCAGCACCCUGCGGUGCCAUCGGAGCGGGGACGUGCGCUGUGUUACACCCCGUGGUGCCUUGGGCACAGUGUCCUUACUUUCCCCAGGCAGAGGGCAGCCACCCGCAGCAUCCCCUCCUGUGUCCCCUAGCCUGUGCCCAGCAGAGGAUUGUCCCCUCCAGCACCCAGCCUCGCAGGGACCGGGACCCGCUGUCCCCUCUCGCUGGGGUCCCGGCAGGGUUGCGGAUGCAGCGCAGCCCCGUGCCAUACCUCAGUUUCCCCUCUCCCACACAGAGCUGCCGCCCUCUGAGUUCAUGCAGGUGGCAGACUCGACGUGGUUGGUGCUCAGUGUCGUCUCCAACGGCCGCGCGCCCUCCGGCUGCCAGGCCACCGGCGUCACCAAGAUCGCCCGCUCCGUCAUCGCGCCGCUGGCCGAGCACCACGUCUCGGUGCUGAUGCUCUCCACCUACCAGACCGACUUCAUCCUGGUGCGGGAGCGGGACCUGCCUGUGGUCAUUCACACCUUGGCCGGGGAGUUCGACAUCUACAAGGAGGAGAAUGGUGAAUCCAUCCCAGUUCCCUGUGAUGAUGCCAGCAAUGGGUUCCUCAAGCCCAAGUCGGCUGCGAGCCCCACGCUGCACCCCGUGCAGAGCCCCCAGAACCGCUUCUGCAUCCUGACAGUGGCACCCGACACGCUGCCUGCCAUCGCCACCAUGCUCAUCGAUGUCCUCUUCUACUCCCACGGCCCCCCCAAGGAACCCAGUGCCGGUGACCUCGACUCCAUCACCUUCUUCUCCUUCUCGCUCAUCGAGGGCUACAUCUCCAUCGUGAUGGAUGCAGAGACCCAGAAGCGGUUCCCCAGCGACCUGCUGCUCACCAGCUCCAGCGGGGAGCUCUGGCGGAUGGUGAGGAUCGGUGGGCAGCCCCUGGGCUUCGACGAGUGUGGCAUCGUGGCGCAGAUCGCCGAGCCGCUGGCUGCUGUCGACAUCUCGGCCUAUUACAUCAGCACCUUCAACUUUGACCACGCGUUGGUCCCCGAGGAGGGCAUCACCGAGGUCAUCGAGCUGCUGCAGAAGCGCCAGGAGAGCGGCAGAUAGUGGCCGGCUGUCCCCAAGCCGGGUGGUGGCCCUGGGGAGCAGCACGGUGACACCGUGCCCGUCCCCUCCUGCACGGGGCUGUCCCCAGCACGGUGUUCGCUGUUCCUCGUUCCUACGCCUUUCCCUGGUGCACGGCAGAGCCCUGUGGCUCAGCAUCACUGCCCAUGGGGGAUGCAGGGGGACACGCUGGCACGGCUGUGACAGUGUUAGUGGCAGAGGGCAGCGCCAUGCCUUCCUCUGCCUCGGGCUCCUGCCCGGCUUUCUCAGGGUGCAGAGGGGCUGAUUUAAGGCAUUGGGGUGGCAGGGAGCAGGGGCCUGUGUGCCCCGGAGCCAUGAUUUGCCUCAGCCCCAGCGGAGGUGACAGCGUGCGCUGCCUGUCCCCAUCUGGGUGUCUGUGCUGGGUGGUGGCCGUGAUGCUCCAGGGGGCUGCAGGGGGGUCAGGGCAGCACUGCAGCCCCGUGUCUCCUUGGGGUGGUCCCCUGUCCCUACCACUGUGUACUGCGGAGGGACAACGGUGACUGCCCAGCUCCUUUCAAGCUGUUACACACUUUUUAAUGUCAAUAAAAGUCCUAUUUUUUGU
Molecule: messenger RNA, 3085 nt
Organism: Numida meleagris (helmeted guineafowl)
Lineage: Eukaryota; Metazoa; Chordata; Aves; Galliformes; Numididae
Gene: CASTOR1
Product: cytosolic arginine sensor for mTORC1 subunit 1
Exons: 7
Coding region: 1420-2505 (361 amino acids)
Biological process (GO): cellular response to L-arginine; negative regulation of TORC1 signaling
Cellular component (GO): cytosol
Molecular function (GO): arginine binding
Source: RefSeq, a predicted model, not a curated record